Salarias fasciatus (jewelled blenny) is the source of this 6530-nucleotide messenger RNA. It is a transcript of the gene fanca, whose product is annotated as FA complementation group A. Gene Ontology annotation, biological process: interstrand cross-link repair. Lineage: Eukaryota; Metazoa; Chordata; Actinopteri; Blenniiformes; Blenniidae. The transcript has 42 exons. The record is from RefSeq and is a predicted model, not a curated record. Gene Ontology annotation, cellular component: Fanconi anaemia nuclear complex. The coding region runs from base 104 to 4360 and encodes 1418 amino acids.
CAACACGGGUCUGAAAGACGAUGAAGACAUAAAAGAUUACGUUUCAGCGUUCUUCGUUAUUUGCAGUUCAGUGGAAGUGACAUAUUGUUAAAGUGUCUCGAAAAUGUUCGGCUCCAAUAAAAUGUCAGUGAGCGCUUCCUGUGAGUCGGUGUCCCAGAAGAGGAGCGUGUCGAGCCUCCUCGCCGGUCGUGUGCUGAAAAAGCCAAAGCCUGAGGAUGAGGAGCAGCUGCAAGGGGAGGUGAUCCAACUGCUGGAGCAGCAGCAGGACCUCAGCAGUCUGUUCAGGGAGGUUGGGGAUGCAGCAGCACUGUGCGGUACUCUGAAUGUAGCCCGUGAAUAUCAGGGCGUCUCUGCGGCCGUCGCCGGCUCCAUGCUUGCGGCGGAGCUGAAGCGUCGGGCUGCUCGGCUCAACGUCGCUGUGCCGGGGCUUGCGGUGAAGAUGCUGCUGGAGCGCCUAAUGGAGAUCACAGAGGAGGAAGAGGAGAAAGAGGAGGAGGAGGAGAGGCAGAUGCUCAGUCCACCUCAGAGGACCCGGCUGGCUGAGGUGCUGCAGUCCAGCAGGGAGCUGCUUUCUCAGGGAGUCCUUUGCCCCAGACUGCUGGGGCAGGAGAUCAGGAAACAUCAGAACCUUCCAAAACUGGAGGUUUUGUACCACCUCCACGUUCAUAACGUCCUCACUUUGAAGCACAUCUUAGAGAGUGAGGAGGAGGUCAGGCGCUGGUUGGUGUCUCAGAUGAAGGCUCUGUGUGGUUGGAUGCCUCCACAGGAAGAAGAGGAGACCAGACAGGUCCAGCAGAAAGUUCUGUCAGCUGUGGUGGGUGUGUUGGUGUCGGGUCAGGAUGCCGCUGCAGAGCGGAAGAUCUCUGCGCUGUGCAGCUCGGUGCUGGACGACAUGCUCUUCUGGCUUCUGGACUCUGUGGACUCAAGUCAGUCUGAUGCAGGAGGAGCUCAGCGAUGGAUUCAAGUGUUGGAGGCUUCGCUCUGUGGAGUUUCAGCCUCACCCGAAGCUCUGCAGCGUUUCUUCACCCACUCCCUCACACAGACUCUCACCUACAGGCCUCAGCUCACAGUGUCGGACGCCAUCAGUCUGCAGAGCCAGUGGACGUUUGCUAAAUCCAGCCACACGCUGAUCGCUCUGCUGCGUCAGCUGUCUGGGAUCUUCACCGUGGAGCAGCUUCUGUCUCACCUGCAGAAGGUUCUAGAAACCCACGAGGUCAACUGGAAACACGUCCUGAGUUUCUGCUCCACCGUGCUGGUUUAUUACAGCGCGGCCCAGCACGGCCUCACAGAGCUGCUGUCCAGGCUGCUGAGCGCUGCGUUCCACGGCUACGACCUGGAGAACAUGAUCACAGCCUUCUUACUGGCUCGACAGGCCUCGCUGGAGGGACCCGCCAUCUUCCCCUCCUACAGUCACUGGUUCAAGAUGUGUUUCGGAGGAGGCACUGGGUUCCACGCCAGCAGUAAGAAGUCUCUGGUGUUCCUGCUGAAGUUCCUGUCAGACCUGGUUCCUUUUGAACCUCCUCAGUACCUCAAGGUUCACAUCCUCCACCCCCCGUUCGUCCCCCUGAAGCACCGCGGCCUCCUCAUGGAGUACGUCUCCCUGGCCAAGACCAGACUGGCAGACCUAAAGGAGUCAGUGGAGGACAUGGGGUUAUAUGAGGAUGUUUCUGCUGCAGGUGCUCCAGUGCAGUGUCAGGCUGUGCAGGACGUACAGAAGGCUGUGUCUCUGUUUGAAACCACCGGCAGAAUCUCUGCUACAGUCAUGGAGGCCAGUAUUUUCCGGAGGCCGUAUUUUCUGACUCGAUUCCUCCCGGCUCUGCUGACACCCAGAGUGCUCCCAGUGAAGUCCGACGCUCAGAUGAGUUUCAUCGACGCUCUGAAAAAAGCAGAUAAGAUUCCCGCUGCUCAGUAUUCAUCCUACGUGGAGUCCUGUCAGAGAGAGAGGCAGAGGAAGAGGGUGGCAGAGUGCUCGGACUCCAGCGACGACCCCCUGGAGGUCCUGAACGUCCAACUGCAGAAGCUCACGGAGUUCAUCGUGAAAGGAGACCAUGAAGAGAUGUCGGCCCAGCUCUCCAGGAUCUCACACACCCUCAGCGUGGUUUUCCCCGGUGGUCCUGAUGAGCCCACCCAUGGACAGACACUCAUCAGGCUUCAGGUGGACGCUCCUCCGACCUCUGACCUCCACCUCAGUGUGAUCGAUGCGAUCAUGAGAAAUUUCUGUCAGUGUGUCGUAGAAGCUUCCCGAGAAAACCCUCCAAACAAACAGAGCCCGUGGGCUUCCAGCUACGUCAACACUCUGCUCACCAACACUCAACUCCUGUCCGGCCUCUUACACCGACUCUGGGACCUGUUCCACAACCAGGGCACGUCGCUAAGCCCCGCCCACAUACUGGGUCUGGGGGCCUUCAUGGUCCACCUUCAUAACGCCUCCACAUCCCACAAUCCUCUGGUGCAGCUGGAGCCGAGCGCUCAGCCUGAGCCGGUGUCCGUGUCGGACGCCGUGAGCUCGGCGCUGGUCUGCAGGACGCACAGCGACAUGAUCUUCUGUGUGCGGCUGUGUUUGUCGGCGGUGUGUUACGGGAUCUGCAGACGAGAAUCAUCACCACAGCAACAACAGCAGGACUUCAUCCCGGUCACACUCUAUAAGAAGCUCCUCUACCUGCUCCCUCGACUGCUGCCUGAAGUGAGGAGGACUCCUGCUGCUGCUCCUCUGCAGCAGCCCGGCCUGUGGAGCAGCGUCACUCACUCUGACCACAGCUGGAAGGAGACGGCCCGACAGCUGUGGAGCCACGCUGGCUUCCAGCAGCUGCAGCACCGAGCGCAGCAUCAGUUGUCGUUCUCAGAGUGGCUGAGCGUCGAGCUCCGAGUCCUGAGAGGUGAAGACAUUUUGUCCGAUGCUGAGCGGCAGGAGUACCAGCAGUGGGCGUGCUCGGAGUUCUACCUGCCCCGUCCAGAGGAGGACGGAGGCUGCGGUGGAGACAUGAGGAAGCUCUGCUCCCAUCUGCUCACUGCCGUCAUGGACCAGCAGCUCAGAGAUCUGAGAGAGUCGGGGAGAGGAACGUGUUUUCCAGACAUUGUCUCCAGGUUACAGGAGGUGGUGUGUGAGAUGCAGAGCAGCAGCCUGUGCAGAUUCGACCUGUGCGACCUUUUGUUUGAAGAGAUUUCUCAGCGAUGUUCCUCCGCGGCGGCGCCGAGCGUCGGCUCUGAGCUCAGCCUGCAGCGCACGCUGCAGACGUGGAACAGGGUGCUGCUGUGUCUGCCGGCUCUCAUCCUGGUUAAAGUGAAGACUGACGGAGGGAGAAGGAAGCUGGACUGCGACAGACUGGUCCAGCAUGUGAACCAGCACCAGAGGAAACUUUCUUCUUCGGCCGCCCUGCUGCCUCUGAACCUGAACACACACCUGCUCAGAGGUUUGUUCAGUGCUGCUGAACGCUGUGAUCAUCCUGCAGAAGAAGUACGCAGAAUGUGGACUCACUUCUCCUCCUCCUGCCCCCUGCUGCUGAUCUCCACUGUGUGUCACUGGCCUGCUCUGUUUCCUGUUCUGUCCUCCUGGUGCAGUCGUGUGUGUGUUGGAGAAUCUCUGCAGCAGCUGCAGCUCAUCACUGACUGUCAGCUGUGGGCCAGCAGUCUGGAAGCAGAAGAGCCGCUGCCGCCGCCUCCCGCUGCUCCUCUCCUGCUUGCUGCCAGUCUGCAUCGAGUCCUGAGGGGCGGCGAGGUGAAGAGGCGGAGCUUCAGCGCCGCUCUGAGGUCACUCCACCCGGACCGAGUUGCCCAACACAAGCAGGCGCUGGUCUUCCUAUUUUUCCUGAGUGUGAAGGACUUCCUGUCAGCGCUGCUGUUUCCUCAAGACUGGAGCAAAGAAACGGAGCUCGGAGCGUGUACCGAGCUGCUCGCCGUACUGGUGGACUCGUCUGAUUGGCCGCUCCUCUUCACCUCCAACGAGCGGAGUGUUUAUCAGUCGGUUACCAUGGCGACGACUGAGGAGUUCACGAGGCUCAUGCCGUGGGCUUUUUGCUGCCUGCUGCUGCAGCAGUCUGCAGACCUGCAGCAGAGAGCUCUGAGAGCCACAGGCUUUCUUCAGGCUGCCGUCAGCUGUUACAUCAGGACUCUGCAGCUCUUCCUGGAUGGAGAUACGCCCCCACCCAGUGGCCACGCCCCCGAGGACGAGAUGGAGGCGCCACAGAUCCUGAAACAGACCAAACAGUUUCUACUGAGAGCCAUCGCACAGUCGCCCCCCAACGCUCUGUCGUCCGGUCAGCUCAGACAGCUGCAGGGUGAGUGUGCAGAUGUGGACCCUGAGGUGGCGGCGGCGCUCUCAGUGCACUCGGACUGCGGCAGUCCAGAGAUGGACUUCCUGUGAGCGACGCCAACGGACUGAACGAGGUCAUUCUGAGCACACAGACACACACACAAAAAAAACUCUUCAGCUACAUGAAGAUCAGCGAAUAAAAACUGGACCAAUGCGAAGAGUCCCGGAAAUCCUUCUCCGUCAGGACGUUCACACUGACAGGUCAACAUCCGAUUCUCAGUCACAUACUGAAAGAAACACUAAAAUAAGUUAAAACCUGAAAUUCUUCCAUCAGCCAGAAUAUCAAAACUUUGAUUCUAAGGUAAAAGAUGAAAAUUUACUGUUAAAAAUAGAAAAACUAUUAUUACUUAUAAAAAAUACAUUUAUUUAACUUCAAAUAAAAUAUUAUAGAUGAAUAAUAUUGAAUCAUGGAGGAAAAUAACUGAAGUUUUGGUAAUAUUUAAAGUCAUUUAAUAAAAUAAAAUUCAACAUGUCUGAGAUAUCAGAAAAAAAAGGCACAUUGAGAGCAAUCAGCUUAAAAGAAAAAUGUUGUUAUAAAUGUUUUUCAUUUGUACUUUUUUGUUGUGAAGUUGCUGAAGAUGUUUGUUUAGACACCCUUUUACAUUUUGAGCGCUCUGGGCCUCCAUACCAAAGAAAAGGUUUAAAAUAUCAGAUUUUCAAACAGACAGAAACAAAUUUCUGACUGCUUGAAGGGAUAUUUCGAGCAUUUGAAUGAGGUUUUCUAAUUCUGAAUGAACCGCUGCUGCUUCACCAUGAAAACGCACAAUUAAAACAAAAAAACACCUUGCUGUAGAUGUUAAACAACAGAUCAAUUAGAGAAAAAAUAAGUUUUCAUCGGCAACUGAUGGAGAGAAUUCACAUCUGAACUGUAAUGAUACAUCAGUGGUGUCCACCUGUGGUUCAGGGUCCCCAGAGAUCAGAGGGGCUUCUAAGGCUUUGCCCGCUCUGAGUAUUCCUAAAUGAAAUUAAAACCUUUAAACAAAUCAAGAGCUAACAUUACAAAGGAAGCAGCUGUGAUGUUUACUUUGGUGAAUCAGCAGCUCGGGAGCAAAACGAGGGUUCUUAGGAGCUAACGCUAACUUCAAGGCUAACGGCUUCUGGCUUAUUUAGUCUCAAAGCAAAACACAGGACUCAGUUUAACAUGUAGAUUCUGCAUUUAUUCACCAUUUUACUAUUGUAACCUCUUCUUCUUGAUGCCUCGGGUACAGCUCAGCAUGUUUUCCACAAUGUUAACAGGAAGAGUAAAGUCAGGUGCAGCAGCCAUUUUGAAUUCACUCAAAAUGUAACUUACGGCUGUUUCAGUCUGAGAAAAUCCUUCAGUGUCUCCUGACCACAGUCUGAAGGCUCAAUCGAGCCAAAUUCACAGGCGAAAACAGGAAACUGAAAAUGUGAGCAACCAUUUUCUGGCGCUAGCUCCCCAGGCUAACUCUUUAGCUUCCUGAUGCAGUAAACACAAGAUCUGUUGCAGAAUUCAUUUCCCAGUAACUGCAGCUGAAACUGAAGAUUUUCAUACAUUAGACAACUUUGAAAAGAUCUGGAAAAGACUCCUUGAAACCUAUCAACUCACACCUAAAGACAAGUGUUGAGAGAUUUUACUCACAGCUCAGUCUCAGACUGAGAUUUUACAAAGACUUGCGUUGAUAUCAGACACGUAUGUUUGAUAUUAUUGCAAACCCAAAACUAGGAAAAGACUGGCAUGUAACAGCGGCAAUUACGAGCUCAACAAUCGAAUCAGUACGGGGGUGCGCUUUGACUCCAGUUAAAAUCCCAGAUUUACAAAACAUUUUCUGUUUCUAGUCUGGGACUGUGAAAAUCUUUUGGCGUGAACCUUACUUUCUUCUGAGACUCUCCAGCACAGGAGACCAGUUCCUGUUUGAACGCCGCAUUUUCACCUCGUCGUACCUGUAAUCAGCUGUGGAUCUGCGUCCUUCUGACUGAACAUUAAAACCAGUUAAAACCAGCCCCGUUUCCUCUCCGGCUUCAUCCUCAGAUUUGCCGCCUCAUAUUUGCUUUCAUGAAUGAAAAUCUGACGAGUUUGUAACAAAGUGUUUCAUCAAGAGACGAAGUCUGCAGGACGUUGGGAGUCCGAGCGUCUCUUUUGGAGGAUGCGUUGGAGAAGCCAAGUGCUGCUGUUGGACAGUUUGUGGCGUCCUGCAGUCGUCAUCUGUCCUGCUCCUGCUGGACCGCCUCCCCGCUCAGCGUGACGGCGUGCAGGUCCGAG